GAUUGUGUUCACCAUGUUGGAUCGAGCGCUGCCUCUGGAUUCCUGGUAAUCGAUCAGCAGAAAGCAGCUCCACCGGUCCGGACCGCGGAGGUUCGGCUGUGGAGUUUCGGGUCCGUGUCGGUGCGACAGCGGCGGUUCCCCCUCGAGCUGGGUUCGUGAUGCGGCGCGCGGCUCGAGCUGCUGCUAGCUCCGGGCUGUCAGGCUGAGCGGCGCGCGGCGCGGAGCUGGGUCAUCCCGCGUUCACACGCACCGAACUGCUCGGGUCACGUGUCCCGCUGCAUGAGCACCUGUGGGCCACCGACCCGAAGCGGGCGGACGGACCGAACUUGAGAAACCGACUUCAAGGCUUUGCCAACCCCAGUCAUGCUCGCGGCCCCGUCCCCGCUCCGAACCUCCGUGGACCUGCGCCGCUCCGUGUGACUGAGUGGAACGGAUGGGGGCGGCGUGCUCCCGGGCCGGGAGACACCCUCUCUGCACCGGACCCCCAGCUCGGAGUUCACCUCCGACCGCGAAGUAGCUUCCUGCGCGCUCAGAGCAGAAAAGUCCGUUCGGAACAGCGCCGAACAUUUCUGAACCGCCAGAGCUGCUCGGUGGGAGGACUUCCGGUGCUGAUCCAGAGCGCGUGGACGCUGGACCGCGAUGCGGGAGAUGAAGCUGCGGCUGCGCGGCAUGUGAUGUAACCAAGGCCGCUGCUGUCAGGACGAGGCCGCCUCAUGAGGGCCGUCACGGGCCGCCAGCUGUCUUCCUGGACCGGGGUUCGGGUUCUGUUACUCUGAAUCCCUGAGAACUCUAGAGCGUGGAAGUGGGUCGUUGACACGAUGCUCCACAGACUUCCCCUCCUCUGUCAUUGAAGCGGGUCGUCUCAUGUUGGAUCCUCAGCGGUUCUGGUUCUGUUCUGGCUGAGUGUCUGCUGACCUUCCUCGUCUCCUCAGGAGGUGGAUGGCUCUGUGUGGCACCACCGCCGCCAAUGCUCCAAAAAUGAUGGCAGCUUACCCCGGCGGCUCCUCGGCAGUGGCUGCUGCCCAUCACCACCACCAGCAGCUCCAGCACCUCCCGCCGCCCCACAUGCACCACCACCACCACCACCACCACCACGCGGGCCAGCACCACCUGCAGCACCCAGGCUCCGCUGCGGCCGUGCACACGGUCCAGCAGCACACGACCGCAGCGGCGGCGGCGGCGGUGAUGCUCAACCCCGGCCAGCAGCAGCCGUACUUCCCCUCUCCCGCCCCCGGACAAGCCCCUGGGCCGGCAGCCGCCGCCGCUCCUGCCCAGGUUCAGGCUGCUGCUGGUGUCAAAGCCCACCACCAGCACCAGCAGAACUCUCAUCACCUCCAACAGCAGCUGGACAUUGAACCGGACCGGCCCAUUGGCUAUGGAGCAUUUGGGGUUGUCUGGUCUGUGACCGACCCCAGAGACGGAAAGCGAGUCGCCCUGAAAAAGAUGCCCAAUGUCUUCCAAAACCUGGUUUCCUGCAAGAGGGUGUUUCGAGAGCUGAAGAUGCUGAGUUUCUUUAAGCAUGAGAAUGUGCUCUCUGCUCUGGACGUACUUCAACCUCCACACAUCGACUACUUUGAAGAAAUCUACGUCGUGACUGAACUUAUGCAAAGCGACCUCCAUAAGAUCAUCGUAUCUCCACAGCCUCUGAGCUCAGACCACGCCAAAGUUUUCCUCUACCAGAUUCUGCGAGGACUGAAAUACCUUCAUUCUGCUGGAAUUCUGCACCGAGACAUCAAACCUGGCAACCUGCUGGUCAACAGCAACUGUGUGCUGAAGAUCUGUGACUUUGGCCUGGCCCGCGUUGAGGAGUCAGACGAGUCCCGGCACAUGACUCAGGAAGUGGUGACCCAGUACUACAGAGCACCGGAGAUCCUCAUGGGGAGCCGCCACUACUCCAACUCCAUUGACAUCUGGUCUGUGGGUUGCAUCUUUGCAGAGCUGCUGGGCAGACGCAUCCUCUUCCAAGCUCAGAGCCCCAUUCAGCAGCUGGAUCUGAUCACUGACCUGCUGGGGACGCCAUCCAUGGAGGCCAUGAGGACGGCAUGUGAGGGAGCUCGCGCCCACAUUCUCAGAGGACCCCACAAACAGCCAUCGCUUCCUGUCCUGUACACACUGUCGAGCCAAGCGACCCACGAGGCCGUGCACCUCCUCUGCAGGAUGCUGGUCUUUGAUCCCUCCAAACGGAUUUCAGCAAAGGACGCCUUGGCCCACCCGUACCUGGAUGAGGGCCGCUUGCGCUACCACACCUGCAUGUGCAAAUGCUGCUACACCACCUCCUCCGGCCGUGUUUACACCAGCGACUUUGAGCCGGUCACCAACGCCAAGUUUGACGACGGCUUCGAGAAGAACCUGACCUCCGUCAGACAGGUCAAAGAGAUCAUCCACCAGUUUGUGUUGGAGCAGCAGAAGGGCAGUCGAGUGCCGCUGUGCAUCAACCCCCAGUCUGCUGCUUUCAAAAGCUUCAUCAGCUCCACGGUGGCGCAGCCCUCGGAGAUGCCUCCAUCGCCGCUGGUGUGGGAGUGAGCGCCGCCGAAGCUCCUCCUCUUCCCUCUCCGCAGACCGACUGCUGACCUAAAGCAAGGACGCUUGGAAGCAUCGUCUGACUUCUACGUAGCAUUUCACUGGAGAGCAAGACUCACAGCCCGCCGUGUCUGAGCGGACACCACGGCCAAAUGAAGAAAGCCACUAAAACCUGCAUCCUGCUGCGAAUGACUGGACUGGCUCUGCCCAGAGAGGACUGGGGUUUGGUUGACCAAAGGAGAGAGGUUUGCAGGUUAAACACACUUCUCCUGCAGAAAUCCAGACCUUCCUGUUUCCUCUGACGAGCUGCUGGUCAGGACUUCUUCAGGUUUUCUGCAUUUUUCACCCAUUUUUAGUCUGGUCCUCAUUCCUGAUCCUCUCCACUGCAAUCUGCUGUUUGAGGUCCUUCCAGCAGAUAACAAAAACCCUCCAGACCCUUUUUGUAGUCUUAACCCCCCCCCCCCCCCCCCCCCUCCCACAGUGGAAACAGUAAGGACUUGACUGAAAAUGGUUGAAGAAGCAGAAAGUGUCCAAACUCUGAAGAAUGGAUGAUUCUUGAUGGAUCAGGUGAGGAGACAUGGUAAAGAAAGGAAGACUGCAUUGGGACUGUAUGACUACUGUUCUAUGAUACACGUAUAGAUAUAUAAAUAUAUAUAAAUAUAUGGAUCUAUGAAAACCCUCCCAAACUGAGCUCCCCUAGAGUUGGACCCCCGACUGUCUGCGUCUGCUGCAGUGGUUCUGUAAACUUCUGAAGACAAUCGAUUGUAACUUUGUGCUGGUAGGUGCUACUGACCCCUUAUUUUAUUAAAACGUGAUCUUAGGUACAUCUGAGUUUUUGCUGGCAGGAGGGGCUUAUUGUCGACACCCCUUCACCUCACGGCGUUCAGCUGUGGGGCAGACGGACUCGGCCAUGCUCCAAGACUGUGUGGGGGAGGGGUGGAGGUGAUGCUGAAGCUCUGAGACCCAAGGAGACCAACCCCCCCUGUAGGAAAUUCUGGGAUGUUGGUGAGAAGCUGCGUCCUAAGCAGCCGUCGGAACCCUCUAACGGAUCCCAGGGCACCCUGGGAUGAGGGGGAGGGGGAGUGCCACUCGUUGCUGGUCGCAUCCUCUCAACUGGGUUUGCGGGAUCUGAACCGAGAAGCCGGGUCCGUUCUUCAUCCUCAUCUGAGCCGUGAGGCCGGGUCCGUUCUUCAUCCUCAUCUGCACGGGACGCCCGCCCUCAGGAUUGUGGUUUAGCCCCUUCUAUCCAGGCACAGCUGAUCCCGGGUCACGCAUCACAGUAGCCGAACCUGUGUGGGCGUGCACGUUGUUUCUCAGAGUGCAUAUGCGUUUGUGGGAUUGUGGGACAGCAGCUCUCUUCUGGUCUCUACCUCCUGAUCCAGUGACCCGGUUCUGUUUACCUCCACUCACGUUUCCAGCUUUUUUACUGAUAGAAUAGAACUUCCUGCAGCUUUUCAGUCUGUCCUGUUUGUACGGCUGUCUCGACUGUUAGCUCCCAUUCUGACCCGUCAGAUCCUUGGGGGGAGGGGAAGCGCCCGCUCCACCUUCCGCUGGAUUCGGACCCACGGCUGGUUCCGACAGCUUCAAGCAGUCAGUCAUCUGCAGCCCAGGGGCCGUUCCCAGUUGAGCCCAUUCGUGUUCAUGGUGUGUCCUGUACAGACCCCUCUAGACCCCCAUCUAUUUAAAGACAGGACUCAGUUCUGUUCUGGGGUUCUGGUCCGAUGCAUCUCUGCUCUCAGCAGGUGUGGUGUUUACAGUUUGGUCCGUUGAUUAUUGGCAGAAAGGGCUUCUUGUUGGGCCCUUCCCCUUUAAACCAAGUCUCAGCAGUUUAGCUUGAAUGUCCAGAGAACGUCAAAACGUUAAAACUUUUCUACCAGCUCCCUUUUUUUAAGCCAGAGAGAGCUCCUCUGGCCCUCCAGGACCCUGCAGAGCUGGUCGUCCCAGACAGACCGGGGCGCCCCACAGACCCCCUGAUCCUCCAGGCACUUUGUGAACAGAUCACACGUUCAUUUGGGUUCCUCUUUGAAUAGAACGUGGUUGUCAUGUGACCAGGCUUUUGGUAUGAUGUGAACCGUUCUCUUUCUCAUAGUUUUUUAUCAUCAGCCUGUCUCACCAGGAGCAUUAACACAAGCAGAGUCGAGUUUAACGGACAAGCAGGACUUUGUUUAAAAUGACUUUAUUUCAGGAGAACAAAGGAAACUGUGCUGGGGGAAGGACAACCACACCUUAAACUUUUAGGAAGGCUUUGGGGACGAAGCUGGUCGUUGCGGGCCUCCUCUACGGCUGAUCAUGUCCUUCACAAGUGUCCUCUUGCCUGUGGCUGUUUUGGCUCUAGUUACCUGACCUUCAGUGACCUUGAGAUUCACCAUGGAUGGACUAAGCGGUUCUGGGAAAUGUGCAGCCUUCGUCUACAGAGACGGUCCGAGUGUGGUCAUGUGACUGUCCUCACCUGUCCGGGCCUGGAGGUGCUGCAACCCGUUUGGUUGUGAGGAAACACACCUGAUCCGACCCCCCCAGGUCACUCAGGUUGUUUACAUCCUUCGUGGUUUUUAGGUGAUUAAAUUAAGAUGGGAUCUGAUGGAUCUCAGCUUGGACCUAAGGGGCAGAAAUGACCCGGAGGGGCUGCCCGUUGACUGGAUGAGAACUUCUCAGGAAAGUUGUCAGCUGAUGGUGGAAGAGCGACUCCCCCUCCCCCCUCCUAAUGAUGUUUUUGUGUAGACUGUCAGACAUUUCCUCUGUGCUGGUUGGUAGUCCUGGGGCUGACAGGGCCACGCCCCUCUGCUGCAGGCCUGUAGGACCCGGGUAUGUGUGGGAAUGGAACAAACAUGUCUGUGUUCCAGCUCUGUGCUUCUCUGGACGACUGCUGGGUGAAACAAUAAACUUUGGAUGAAAGCAG
This is a messenger RNA of Oryzias latipes (Japanese medaka), 5416 nucleotides long. RefSeq names its product nemo-like kinase, type 2 (gene nlk2). Gene Ontology annotation, biological process: protein phosphorylation. The record is from RefSeq and is a predicted model, not a curated record. Gene Ontology annotation, molecular function: MAP kinase activity; ATP binding. Lineage: Eukaryota; Metazoa; Chordata; Actinopteri; Beloniformes; Adrianichthyidae.